UGUGUUUCAAAACCUUUAAUAAAAAACAGAAAAAUCGCAAUCUUCCACCAUAGCUGAAGAAGAGCUUCUGAGAAAUGCGCUAAAACAUCAACCAAUAAGCCAAUGGCUACGACUCAACCCAACAAACUAUCUCUCUUCCCACUACUCUCACUCCUCUGCUUCAUCUCCAUCUUCUUCCUCCUCUCCCUAUCCAAACGCGCUUCCCUCUCCUCCCGACCAACAACAAACACCCACCGCUCCUCCACCUUCUCCCUUCCCCCCCGCACCUGCGACCUCUCCUCCGGCUCAUGGAUCUACGACCCAAACCCCAGAUCCGCCAGGUACGACGGCAGCUGCAAAGAGAUCUUCAAAGGAUGGAACUGCCUCCGCAGCAACAAAACCAACGCCCUCGACAUCUCCAAGUGGCGGUGGAAGCCAAACGACUGUGAUCUCCCGUCGUUUGAUCCGCUCCAGUUCCUCGAAUCUCAUCGAGAUACCAACAUCGGAUUUGUGGGUGAUUCUUUGAAUAGGAACAUGUUUGUGUCACUCUUCUGCGUGUUAAAGACUGUGUCCACUGAUCUUAAGAAGUGGCGGCCAGCUGGUGCCGAUCGUGGAUUCACCUUCUUGCGUUAUAAUCUCACCAUUGCGUACCAUCGAACUAAUCUCUUGGCGCGUUAUGGUAGGUGGUCAGCUGAUAAAGCUAAUGGAGGUGAGUUAGAAGCUCUUGGAUUCAAAGAGGGGUAUAGAGUUGAUGUUGAUGUUCCAGAAAGCUCUUGGGCCAAGGCUCCAAGCUUCCAUGACAUCCUCAUUUUUAACACCGGGCACUGGUGGUGGGCGCCAUCAAAGUUUGAUCCUUUAAAAUCUCCAAUGCUUUUCUUUGAAGGCGGCCGACCAAUACUUCCUCCUCUACCUCCUGCUGACGGCCUAGAUCGGGUUCUGAGCAACAUGGUAAACUUUGUGGAGAAAACAAAGCGACCUGGGGGGAUCUUAUUCUUCCGGACUCAAUCACCCAGGCAUUUUGAAGGAGGUGACUGGAACCAAGGUGGUACUUGUCAAAGACUGCAACCUUUGUUACCUAGAGAAGCUGAAGAACUGUUUUCUGUGAAGAACAAUGGAACAAAUGUUGAGGUUCGUUUGGUGAAUCAACACCUUUACAACUCCCUCGAGAAUAGGAGCGGUUUCCACGUUUUGGACAUAACUCAAAUGAGCGAGUACAGAGCAGAUGCUCAUCCGGCAACAUCUGGUGGAAAGAAUCAUGAUGACUGUAUGCAUUGGUGCCUCCCGGGCCUGACUGACACUUGGAAUGAUUUGUUCGUCGCAACUCUCGGUAGGAUUGAAGGUUUGUAACCUAAAUCACAUGCUUUGGGUCGAUGGGAUUUUUCUCCUUUUAAAGUCGUAGUUGAUUUUUUUAGUACUCUUGUAAACUUUUAUGUUUUUGUCCAACAAAAAAUAUUAUAUGUUAGUUCUCUCUUUGAGUAACCUACAACAUGCAAAUUGUUUUCCAUUA
Messenger RNA from Raphanus sativus (radish), 1486 nucleotides. Its product is annotated as protein trichome birefringence-like 13. Gene Ontology annotation, molecular function: O-acetyltransferase activity. Gene Ontology annotation, cellular component: Golgi apparatus. Lineage: Eukaryota; Viridiplantae; Streptophyta; Magnoliopsida; Brassicales; Brassicaceae. The record is from RefSeq and is a predicted model, not a curated record. Bases 103 to 1326 code for a protein of 407 amino acids. The transcript is spliced from 6 exons.